This is a messenger RNA of Sorghum bicolor (sorghum), 525 nucleotides long. RefSeq names its product forkhead box protein D1. NCBI's taxonomy places the organism in Eukaryota, Viridiplantae, Streptophyta, Magnoliopsida, Poales, Poaceae. Bases 1 to 525 code for a protein of 174 amino acids. The transcript has a single exon. The record is from RefSeq and is a predicted model, not a curated record.
AUGGCGCCGUCCCGUCAUCCACCGAGCGCCAUGGCUGCUGCUGCUGCUGCUGCUGUGGCGGCGGCAUCUCCACCGCCCGCAGCCGCCGUCCCCCAGCGCCGCGGCGCCUUCUCGCGGUCUCAUCAGCCUCACCGCCGCCACCACCACCGCCUCGUGCCGGGGCCACCGACGAAGGCGAAGCAGCGGGCGUCGUGCGCGUGCUCGCCCACCACGCACCCGGGCUCCUACCGCUGCGCCCUGCACAGGGGCCAAGGACAAGCAGGCGGCGGAGGCGCGGCCGGGCCCCCGCUCCCGGUCGCGGCCGCGGCCUCCGCGGCGCCAGUGUCCAGCAGGCUCAGCGCGCCGCGGCGCGCGUCGAUGGCCAACCCGCUGGUGCGCAUCGCGGCGGUGGAAGGCAGCGACCACAUCAGGCGCGCGCUGGCCGCGCUCGUCCGCCCGCCGCCCUCCCAGACGACGCGCCGCCGCGCCGACGCCUUCCGCCCCACGCCCAGCCGCCUCUCCGCCAUGUCCUCGGCGUCGAGCUAG